This is a messenger RNA of Malassezia restricta, 408 nucleotides long. Lineage: Eukaryota; Fungi; Basidiomycota; Malasseziomycetes; Malasseziales; Malasseziaceae. The record is from the annotation of a RefSeq genome assembly.
AUGAAUUCUCUUACUCUUUAUCUUAUUCUUGUGCCAGUUGUAGGUUUUAUUCUACUACUGGUAAAUAUCCUUCUAGCUAAACAUGUACCUUAUUCUGAAAAAGUUACAUCUUAUGAAUGUGGAUUUUCUCCUAUCUAUGGUCAAAAUCGAUCACCAUUCACUAUUCAAUUCUAUCUUGUUGGUAUUCUAUUCCUAAUUUUCGAUAUUGAAAUUUUCAUGACAAUGCCAUAUGCUCUUACUGUUUAUGAAACAGGUCAUUAUGGAUUCUGGAUCAUUAUGGUAUUCUUUGGAAUUCUUAUUCUUGGGUUUGUAUAUGAAUUUAACUCUAAAGCUCUAUACUUUAGUCAAGUUCAACCUGCCAACGAAGAAGAAUUAUCUUCAUUCCCUUCUAUAAUUUCAUCUAUUUAA